AUGUUUGCCGGAGAACAGGGAAAAGGGCUGGAGGCCAGCUUCAAGGAGUUUCUGAAGCGCCCAGAGAAUGCCGCCAUCCUGGAGAAGCAGCAGCAUAAGGAGGCAAGGCAGGCGCUCCAGCUGCAGGAGAAGAUGCGGGCGCUCGAGUUCCGAGACAAGGUGCUGGAAGCGGAGUAUGAAGCUCAGAAGAACAUUGCGCCCUUCCUGGAGAACAGAGUGCUGCGCCGCAUCGUGCAGACCUUCACAAAUGACCCCAGCGGCGACUUCUCCAAGUGGGCCAACAACCCGCGAGUGGUGGAGAUGCUGCGGGAGGCCAAGCGGCUGAUGGAUGGGGGAUUUUUGAACGAGGACGACGUAGAGACCUUCAUGAUCCGGCAGCUGGACGACCCCGCUCACGAGGCGCACGAGGACUUCAAGCGCAAGACGCGCAGGGUGGCGCGCCUGCCCACCGAACAGCUGGUGGGGGCGCUGAACGAGCACUUGACGGAGCGGCGGCAGGGCAACGAGGCCUACCGCUCCAGAAACUACACAAAGGCGCUGCACCACUAUGAGCGGGCCAAGGCGGUGGUGGAGUUUGUGGAGGGGCUGAGCCGCGCAGACCAGGCAGAGGUGGAGGUUAAUAAAGUGGCUGUGUACCUCAACCUGGCGGCGGUACACAUGGCCACGCAGGAGUAUGGCGGUGCCGUGGGCUACUGCGACAAGGCCCUGGAGCUGGACCCAGCCAACACCAAGGCGCUGCUGAGGCGCAGCCGGGCGCACACGGGGCGGCACGACUACGAGGCUGCCGCCGCUGACCUGGCCCGCCUGCGCCAGCUGGACCCACUCAGCCCGGAGGCCGCUGAGCAGCAGGCAGCGCUGGAGCGCACGCGGCAGGCAGACCGGCGCAAGGAGCAGGCUGUGUUUGGGCACAUGUUUGAGCGCAGCCAGGUGGCGGCAGCGGGAGCUGCGGGCGCCAGCUGA
This is a messenger RNA of Chlorella variabilis, 960 nucleotides long. RefSeq lists its product as hypothetical. Gene Ontology annotation, molecular function: protein binding. The coding region runs from base 1 to 960 and encodes 319 amino acids. Lineage: Eukaryota; Viridiplantae; Chlorophyta; Trebouxiophyceae; Chlorellales; Chlorellaceae. The record is from RefSeq and is a predicted model, not a curated record. The transcript has 7 exons.